This is a messenger RNA of Exophiala mesophila, 1941 nucleotides long. RefSeq lists its product as uncharacterized. The transcript is spliced from 2 exons. The coding region runs from base 265 to 1941 and encodes 558 amino acids. The record is from RefSeq and is a predicted model, not a curated record. Lineage: Eukaryota; Fungi; Ascomycota; Eurotiomycetes; Chaetothyriales; Herpotrichiellaceae.
GUCGAGGGCAAUUAUCUCCUAUUCGCUGUCCACACAUCCAGACAUCAAAGUCGCCGCCCAAACACUGUUAUCGCUCAGUCUUGGGCAUUUCUUGUAUAUACUGGCCAUCUGCCAUGUUUGUUUUGAGACUAGGCGUUUGUAGGUGAAAUCCUCGGGUGAUUGCUGAUAAAUACAUAGGUACACCCUGCCACCUCGAGUCCCUUUCAGUCCUUUGAAACCCCCUCCUCUCAUUCACAUUCACUCAGCUCCUCGACGUCUGCGAAAAUGGUCAAAGUACCUUGGCAGGAUGUUGCUGCCCUCGCACAAUCUCUGCGAGACAAGUCAAUAGACCGCAUUGAACCCGCGGUCCCCAAAGUCCCCAGCUCAUCAGAGCUCCCUUUGAACACAUCCAAGCUACCGUCACAAUUACUGAGCCCAGAAGAAUCCAAAAUCACCGAGACUUGUCCAGAGCAACUGCUCAAGUCUUUGGCUUCCGGCGAGCUCAGUAGUGUCCAAGUCGUCACUGCGUUUCUAAGACGAGCAGGAAUUGCACAGAAGCUUACCAACUGUGUGACCGAAGUUCUUCCAGAAGCUGCCAUUGCAAGGGCAAAAUACCUAGAUGAGUAUCUUGCCACCAACAAGAAACCCAUAGGUCCUCUUCAUGGCUUGCCAAUCAGCGUCAAGGAGCAUAUCGGCAUCAAAGGUCUCGGUCUCAACGGCGGGUUUGUUGGUUGGUUUGACCGGCGUGCCGAGGAGGACGCAUACAUUGUCGAAUUGUUGCAAAAGGCCGGCUGUGUGUUGUACGUCCGAACGACUCAACCACAAUGUUUGAUGCAUCUUGAAACCUGCAACAACCUUUACGGCGAGACUGUCAACCCAUACAACAGGACUUUGACCUGUGGCGGGAGUUCUGGCGGCGAAGGUGCCUUGAUCGGCCUGAAGGGAAGUCCCAUGGGAAUCGGUACUGAUAUUGGUGGAAGCAUUCGCUCACCAGCAGCCAAUUGUGGUGUCUGGGGCUUCAGGCCAACGUCUUAUAGACUACCCAUGGGCGGAUGUACAGCCCCAAUGGGUGGCCAGGAACAAAUCGUCCCGGUCAUUGGUCCUUUGAGCUUGUCGCUCGAGGGUUGCCAUGUCUUCAUGAAAGCCCUGAUUGACCAGAAGCCCUGGCUUGUGGAACCUUCCUUGCUGCCAUUUCCCUGGUCUUAUCCCCCCAAGGAGAGCUAUCUCACCAAGCCUGAUGGAACCAGAAAGCUCAAAGUAGCUGUCCUUUGGAGCGACAAUAUUGUCAAACCACAUCCUCCCGUCAUUCGUGCCCUGAAAGAGUUGACGGAUAAGCUCAAAUCCAGCUCCGAGAUCGAGCUGGUUGAUUGGGUGCCAUACAAGCACGAUGUGGCAUGGGACAUCAUCUCUUCCAUGUAUUUUGGCGACGGGGCCAAGCAGGACACCGAAGCUCUUGCUCUGAGUGGCGAGCCAUGGCUACCAUUGACCAAUUUCAUCAUUAAGGAACAGCCCAACGUUAAGGAGAAUACCAUUACCGAGGUCUGGGAGUUAACCAUGCAGCGGGAAAAGUAUCGUGCCGAAUACGCCAAGUUGUGGAAUGACACUGGCAAGGACGGAUAUCCAGUGGAUGUGAUCUUGUGUCCUGUCGGCCCCGGAGCUGCCCCUCCACUAGGCCACGCUCGUUAUUGGGGCUACACAUCACAGUGGAAUCUACUGGAUUAUCCGGCCAUGAUCUUCCCCGUUUCACAGGUAGACCAGGAGCUCGACAAGGCCGAGGUUGGCUAUCAGCCUUUGAACGACCAGGAUGAUUGGAACUAUAAACUUUAUUCCCCUGACAAGUAUGCGGAUGCUCCGGUGUCGCUACAGCUGGUGGGGCGGAGGUACGAGGAUGAGAAGGUGUUUGAGGCUAUGGAGUUCAUCCAGUCCAUAGCGGGCUCGUUGCCGUUGACACCAUUUCGAUAG